Lycium ferocissimum is the source of this 695-nucleotide messenger RNA. RefSeq names its product pleckstrin homology domain-containing protein 1-like. The transcript has a single exon. Bases 71 to 502 code for a protein of 143 amino acids. NCBI's taxonomy places the organism in Eukaryota, Viridiplantae, Streptophyta, Magnoliopsida, Solanales, Solanaceae. The record is from RefSeq and is a predicted model, not a curated record.
AAUAAAACCAAGCAAUCUAUUAGUCUUCGCACCUCUCUCUCUCUCUCUCUCGUUUUUUCAUCCCAUCACAAUGGCCGUUAGUCUAUGGCGAGCAGUGAUGGGCAACAACACCACUCAAUCGAACAAUAACGACUACGACUCCAUCGAGUUCUGGUCUAACCCUGAACGAACCGGUUGGCUAACAAAACAAGGCGAGUACAUAAAAACCUGGCGUCGUAGGUGGUUCGUAUUAAAACAAGGAAAACUAUUCUGGUUCAAAGAAUCAAACAUCACUAGCGAAUCGAAACCACGUGGCGUGAUCCCAGUGGCUAGUUGUGUUACUGUUAAAGGUGCUGAAGAUGUGCUAAACAAGCAAUUCGCUUUCGAGAUUUCGACACGUGAAGAUACUAUGUAUUUUAUUGCUGAUUCGGAGAAGGAGAAGGAGGAUUGGAUUAAUUCGAUCGGACGGUCUAUAGUGCAGCAUUCUAAGUCUGUUACCAAUGAUGAAAUUGUGGACUAUUGAUAGCUGGGAAUAAAUAUUUUGCAUAACCUAAUUUAUGGUUUUUUUUUUUUUUUUUUUUUUGGGAAAUAAAGUUUGUCUUGUCUGUGUGUGGUGUGAAUAUAUGUAAUUUGUGGUAUUUGAAGAUGUAAGUACUCUGUUUGAGUCAUUGGUGAAUAAUGAAUGUUGUAAAUUUGAUGUCGUUUGUUGAGUUGAA